Rhizophagus irregularis DAOM 181602=DAOM 197198 is the source of this 2007-nucleotide messenger RNA. NCBI's taxonomy places the organism in Eukaryota, Fungi, Glomeromycota, Glomeromycetes, Glomerales, Glomeraceae. The record is from RefSeq and is a predicted model, not a curated record.
ACCAUCGGGUGUUACAUUUAUCUGUGCCUGUACUUAUUAGAUAUCACAUGAAAUUUGAUCAACGCGCAAAUUGGAUCAAGAACGUUAAUAUAUGCGGUAAAACGGUUAAUAUAUAAAAUGCAACUCGAUUCAGUGACCGAAUUAUGUAAUUUGACACGUAUAGUUGAUCAAAACGAAUCUGAGACUGCUUUAAACGAGGCGAGAUCUUCGUUAAUGGAAAGCCCGCUGAAAGUUCACGUUUACUCCAUGAAGGAGAUAUAAUAGAUUUACAGAUUGACAAACUUGCUUUGAAGAAGGAUAAGUUAGAAAUGCCUGUUGCAAUAAUUUUGGAAGAUGAAUAUUUAGCUGUUAUCUGUAAGAAUGCAGGUGUAUCUAUUAGAAACUUGCAAGAAGCUUUGUCAUUCGUACUGGAUGGAGGAAGUGGUCUUGUCAAAGAAGGAAAGGAAUACACUUGCAUUAAUCAAACACAAAGAGCAGUUAAUGGUUUGAUCAUUGUUUCCAAAACUCGUGAGAUAAAAACUAAACUUAUGACCUUACUUAAAAGUGGUUCUAUUCGACAAAGUUAUCGGGUACUUUGUCAUGGUAAAUUUCCUUUGGAUGAUGAAACUUUUUUUCAUAAUCACACACCACCUUUCGCAUUACAAAAUGUCACUUUCACUCGUAGUACAUCCGGUAAAGAAAAGUAUAUCACAACAUUGGAUAUUAUUUUAAAUAAUUCAUCUGCAAUUUCAAGUGCUGGUAUUCAAGAAUAUUUUAUUCAAGUACAUCAUCCUAUCGUUGGUUCCAAUUCCCGUUCAAAAGAAUUGAAGUCGUGCAAAGAUAAAAGUUUAAUGAUGGCUUUAUUAGAAGUCACUUUUAGUCAUCCUAUAACAAGUGAAGAAAUCAAAGUAACUAUCAAUGAACCGAAAAAAUUUGAGAAAGUACGGCAACGCGAGCUAAAGUUUUUUGAGCAAAAGAAAAAUGAAACUAUUAAAGAAUUGCAACGAUAUGGAAUUGAAAUAACUGAUCAAUUAGAUUCAGAAAUUAUACCAACAGCGUAUAUUACUGGAGAAAAGGAAUUUUUUAAAUUAAGAUUUUUUGUUAGUAAAGAUACAAUGGUUCCUAGACCAUCAACAGAAUAUCUGGUACGAGAAAUCAUAGACUUAUAUUUGAAUAAAUUAGAUUCUGGAUUCUGGAAAGAUCGGGGAAAUGAUGAUGAUAAUAUGUUUUCAAUAUUAGAUUGUGGAACAGGAUCGGGAUGUAUUCUUAUUUCUGUAUUACAUUGUAUUUUAUCUCAGAAGGUUCAGACAAUUUCACCUCAUGUUUUUGGAUUAGGAUUAGAUAUAAAUUCUUCUGCUUUAGAGAUUGCUCGUAAAAAUGCAGAACGACACUUGAAACUCUUUGUUUCCGACAACAAUAAUUAUGAUUUUCAAAAAGGUGAUUUCACAAGUCUACACAAUUAUGGAUUAGUCCAUAACAAACAUUUUGAUAUACUUGUAUGCAAUCCACCAUAUCUGGAUAUUGCUCGAUCACUUCCAAAUGAUGAUGUACGUAAUUUUGAACCACCUGAAGCACUUUUUGCCGAAGAAAGUGGUUAUAAAUUUUACCGUCUGUUAUAUGAAUCUUUAGAACAUUCAUACAUAAAAAAGCUUGAUAUUUUGAAAGAGGAUUCUUUAAUUAUUUUGGAAGUAGGAAAUAAAAUGGCGGAAAAAGUUAAAAAAAUUUUCACUGGAUGGGAAUGUAUAAAAGCUAUCAGAGAUCAUCAAGGAUUUGAAAGAUGUCUGAUAUUUAUCCGAAAUUCGAGCAAGUGAAUUAAUUAUAUGUAUAAUUUGAUGUUAUAUUAUUUUACUAAAAAAGUUCAAAUUUUAAAUAAGCUGCUAUAUUAACACAAAAUCGAGGUAGUUUUGAUACCUAGUGAUUAGUGAUCAUAAUCUUGCUCAUUUUUUUAUGUUUUAUUGAUAUUAAUUAAUACAACAAUUAUACGGUUUUGUAAUUAAUAAUUUAUACAAUAAAAUUCAUUAUUCUUAA